Oldenlandia corymbosa var. corymbosa is the source of this 3888-nucleotide messenger RNA. The record is from the annotation of a GenBank genome assembly. Lineage: Eukaryota; Viridiplantae; Streptophyta; Magnoliopsida; Gentianales; Rubiaceae.
AUGGAUCGGAAGUUGAAGCAAUAUCAAACUUGUGUUGAUCCCGCACUUGAUAUCUUGGACUCGGGCUUUGGUAAUUAUUCCCCACCCACUGAUUUGGAGAGGUUCAUCAGGCAUAUCUCUCAAGGAUUAAAUCUCUUCAAAAUGUUGUUUUGGGGGUUUGGUUUUCCCCAAGAACUUGUAGAACCUGAUUGGAUGUUGGGUUUAACUUUAAUGGUACAACAAUUUAGAGGGACGGCAGAGGAGUUCAGAAUGAAAUUUGAAGCUCCAGCCACAGAUGUUAUCCCGGAGAAGCCAUUGAGCUAUAGUUUAUGGAUGAUGAUGGAGGAACACAAGUCAUUAGCCACAGAGAUCUGCUAUGUACUUUUACAACAUGAUCAAGUCAUCAAAUGUAAGUAUCAACCCAAGUUGUCGUCUCAUCCUGAAUAUGGACUUGAGACAUUGGGUUUCAUUGAUCUGAUCCUGAAAAAUCUCUGCUCUUUUACUGGUGGGAUACUUAUUCCUGUGAAGCAACAGAUAGAUUUCAUAAGAGGGAAGCUCAAGUUGUUUCGAAACUUUGUUGUAAUACCUCUUAACAAAUGGCCACCUGAGUUCACGAGAACAGGGGAGCUCAUAUAUCACAUUCAAACUUGGGCGAGUCACAUCUCGUGUCUCCUAUUCUCGUAUUGGGUUGAUGAAAUUGAUGAUGAGUGUCUAGCAUCUGAAAUGGGAACGAGGCUUUCUGAUUUGAUGCGAAAAAGUAGUCUUUACCAUCCAGAGACGAUAGGGUUGUUCCUUGAUGUAUUUAUGUCUGCAGAGUAUCAUAAAUUUGAAGGCUUGUGGUCUCCCUGGCUGCUUGAGGGUUAUGUUGGUUUUCUUCUUGAGCAUGUAGCCACGGAAUAUGCUAGCCAUGACAUUGAAAUCCUUUGGGAAGGGUUGAUAUUCCUGUUAUCUUUUGUCAUGGACUCACCAAAAGAGGAUGGCUCAGAAGAAACGGCCUUGAUUCUGGCUGAAAUCGACGCGAUCAUCAGUGAAGUGCCGUUUGUCAUUUCCAACCCUGAUAACCACAAGUUAUCAAGUUUACUUGACAGGAUUGAUGGAGCCAAGGAUCGCGCAAGAAAGUUGUUUGUGGUUAGUCCUCUUUCGUCGCGAUUCACUUCUCCCAGGACUAAUGCUAUCAGAUUUCUUGAUUCACUCUCAGAAACACUGCAGAAUAUGCUGGAUGGGGGCGUGGAUUUUAUUCCUUCCAUGAAGAAUCAAAUUGUAGAAGUGCAUCAAGGGCUAGCAUCGUUGAGGCCAUUUCUUCAGCUUGACUUGGAGCCGCAAACUGAGAACUUCAUACUCACAGAUUUACAGACUCAAAUAGUUAACGUGAUACACUAUGCAACAUAUGUCACGAAGCUAUGCCCAAUCAGAAAUCCAUCUGUUUGGUAUGGUAUUUUGUUCCUACAAAGCACCAUACAAGACAUAAAUCUUUUGCGGUGUGAGGUCAAAAAGAUUCAAGAUGACCUUCAUAUAUGCAGCAGUAAAAAGCUCAAUACUCAGAUGACAUCUAGUAACAAUUUGGUGCUGCGGGAAACAUCUUCAAAGCAAUAUGAAGGAACUUUCAUAGGCUUUAAAGAGGAAAGGGAAUCAAUCCUAGAUAUUCUAAGAGGGCCAAAUGAUCUCAUAAUCAUAUCCAUUACUGGAAUGCCUGGCCAAGGCAAGACAAGGUUAGCCCAGGACAUUUUUGCUGAUCAGUCCGUUCACUAUCAUUUUCACAAAAUUGCGUGGUGUUAUCUCUCUAAAGGAUGUGAAACAAGUAAAUCAUUGCUCAAAAUCUUACAGGCUGUCAGUGACUGUGCAGAUGGUAAUCUACAAAUCCAAGAUAUAGUUGAGGUUUUGCGGAAAAGCUUGAAGGGAAAAAGGUAUUUUGUCGUUUUAGAUGACAUUUGGGAUGUUAAUGCAUGGUUCAAAGUGAAAGAUUCAUUUCCAAAUGAUAAAAAUGGGAGUCGAAUUUUGUUUACCAGUCGAAAUGAUGCUCUUGCUUCACAAUGCAGAUUACCAGGUUCAUUGUCCCAUCAUCUUCGAUCCUUUUCUAUUGAUGAAAGUUGGGAUUUGAUGAGGGAUAAGAUUCCUGACUGUGAUGAUCUUUCUCCAGAACUUGUGGAGGUAGGAUUACAAAUUGCAGAUUAUUGCAAAGGUUUGCCUUUGGCAGUCGCCGUGAUUGCAUCUUACCUGAAAAGGAUAGCACGAGAAUUGGAAACAUGGAAGGAAGUGGCCAAGAAUAUGAAAUCACAUCUUACAAGUGAAGGGUGCAUGCAUGUCAUAGAGCUAAGUUAUAAGCACUUGCCACAUCAUUUGAAGUUGUGCUUUCUUUGUUUUGGAGCUUUUGAAAAGGGUUCAAUCAUUUAUGCCAAAAAUCUGAUACGUUUUUGGAUUGAUCAAAGAUUCAUUGAGAAUAGUGAGAUGCAUAGUUCGGAAGAGUUGGCUUAUCAGUACUUGGAUGAUCUUAUUUCUCAGAACCUGGUGGUUGUCUCUGAAAGAGGAUUGAUGGGAAAGAUAAAGAGUUGUCAUGUUCAUGAUCUCAUUUAUGACCUGUGUGUCCAGAAAGCUGCCGUGGAAGAUAAUCUCUUACAUUGGGUAAACCCCAGUAUCGUUCUAGAUCGCACUUAUGACCGUAAUCUUCAUAACUUUCACCACCACAUUUGGCUUUCCAUUGGUGACUGCGAUCUUGCUUCCUCCACCCAGCAGCUAUCAUCUAACUCUACCCGAAAGGAACUAUGGCCGACCCAGGUUUGCUCUCUGUUGUGGUCCCAUUAUGUCCCUGGACCAAUUCAAUAUGCAUCAUUGUCUUCCUUUCUUGGUAGAUUCAGUGUCCUUACAAGGUGCGAUAUGAUGAAUGUGAAUCUGGUGGGUUCUUCAUUUCCUCAAGUAAUAUUGCACAAUAUUCAUUUGAGAUACUUGGCAUUGCGUGGUUCUUUUUCUGAUAUUCCUUCAUCAAUAUCUAAUUUGUGGAACUUGGAAACUUUGAUUCUAUAUUCAGUAAGAGGCUACGUGACUGUACCAGAUUCAUUGUGGAAGAUGAAAACCUUAAAUAGUGUUUCCGUUGGAGAUUUUCAUCUUGACACUGAUGAUUUUGAGCAUAGUGUCUACUCUACGGCAGAAGCAUGUAAUAUUGAGAAACUUAGCCAAAUAAAGAUGUGUGAUUCUCACAUGACGGUGGAGUUUUUAAGAAGACUAAAGAGGCUUAAGAAGUUGAAAUGCUUCUAUUGUAAACAAUUCGGUCCCGAGAGUUUAUCUGAGUUUGGAUCUUUGGAAAAACUGGAGAAGUUGUCGAUCACAGUGUGUUGCAAGAAUCCCCUCCCUCCUAAUUGGCGAAGUUUACAGUUAGACUUCCCGUGCACUCUCAAGAAGUUGUCUCUAUCGAAAUUAAAUCUACCUUGGAGGGUUAUGUCAACAAUUGGGAAGCUACCCAAUCUCCAGGUUCUCACAUUACAUAAGAAUGCAUGCAACGGGGAUACCUGGGAUUUGAGAGAUGGGGAGUUCUUGAAACUUACGUAUUUGCUGUUAUGUCAGAUGAAUGUCAAACGAAUAAAUGACUCCGAUUGUAGUGACAGUCCACUUCCUUGUCUCGAGAAGCUUUACCUGGGACAUUGUACCAGACUUGAGGAAAUUCCUUCGAGCUUUGGAGACAUUUGCUGCUUGAACACCUUUCUUGUGAAUGCAUCCCCUAAAGCCUUUAACUCGGUAGAGAUGAUUGUGGAACAACAACGAGAAAUGGGAAAUGAUGACCUUCACUACUAUUACUCAGAACAUUGUCGUCGCAGCGACUAUCAUACUUAUGAUGGAGUGUAUGAUGACGAAAGCUAUGAUGAUGACAACGGAUUCAUCCCAAUGUUGGAGGCAUUUGCAUCUCCUUCUAGUGAAUGA